CACCACCUGGACAAAUCUCUGCAUCAUCUCAACGUUGACAGCUAAGACGUUUCCUUGGUGGGCUGAAGUUACUAUAUCUUGAGACAGAACAAACAUCACCCAAUGCCUGCAGCUCAAACAACUCAGUGAUAGGAUUACAAUCAGAUUUGAGGACAAGAUUGAGACAGUUUUGUCAUCAUUUCUAGGACAGUCAAAAUGGCUAUGGUAUCAGAGUUCCUGGGACAGCUCUGUCUCAACAUCGGGGCCAAUGAACCCACAUACCCCACCGUGGUCCCUGCGUUGGACAUCAACCCUGACACAGAUGCUGCUAGAAUAGAGACUGCAAUUAAAACCAAAGGGGUGGACGAGCAGACCAUCAUCGACAUCCUAACGAAGCGUACCUACUCACAAAGGAGAGACAUUGCUUUUGCUUAUGAGAGGAGAGCAAAGAAGGACAUGAUCUCAGCCCUGAAGGGAGCGCUGUCUGGCUCUCUGGAAACAGUGAUCCUUGGACUGAUGAAGAGCACAUCCCAGUACGAUGCCUCACUGAUCAGAGGAUCUAUCAAGGGAGCAGGAACAGAUGAAGAAACACUGAUUGAGGUGUUGUGCUCACGCAGCAAUGAGGAACUGGUGGAGAUCAAGAAGGUCUACAAGGAAUUGUUCAAGAAAGAUUUGGAGAAAGACGUGGCUGGUGACACCUCUGGGAACUUCGCUAAGCUGCUCUUGGCUUUGGUGGAGACCAAGAGAGCAGCUCCAUGCGCUGUCGUAGACUAUGAAAAGAUUGAUCAAGAUGCCCGAGCCCUCUAUGAGGCUGGGGUGAAGAUCAGAGGAACUGAUGUGCCCACCUGGAUCUCCAUUAUGUCUGAGAGAAGCGUAUCCCACCUACAAAAAGUGUUUCAGAGGUACAAGAGUUACAGCCCCUACGACAUGCAGGAGAGCAUUGUGAAAGAGGUUAAAGGAGACCUGCAAAAGUCCUUCCUGGUGCUAGUUGAGUGCUUUGAAAACAAACAGCUGUACUUUGCCAAACGACUCAAUGAAGCCAUGAAGAGUAAAGGAGCCAAAGAGAAGAUCGUGACCAGGAUUAUUGUGUCACGCUGCGAGGUGGACCUGCAGAAGAUCUGCUGUGAAUACAAGACCAACUUUGGAGAGUCUUUGCAAAAGACUAUUUUGGAACACACCAAGGGUGACUACCAGAAGGUGCUGCUCGGCCUAUGCGGACCAGAGCAGUAAAAAUGAAUCAAUGGUGUCAAAAUGACCCAAAUUCUGACACUGGAAGGGGUGUACUGGAAAGGUGGGCUUAUGAAUAUCAUACUCAAAACAAACACAGCUGGUUAAAGCCCUUCCUACUUUUUCUGUGCGCUUUGAAUGCAACAUUGAAGAAGAUGCAUUUAUCUUUUUGAUAUUUGAAGAGUGCGUAUUAAAUCUAACUUUGUUUUACUAAAACAGCAAUAAAGUUGCCUUAUUGGA
Molecule: messenger RNA, 1446 nt
Organism: Eleginops maclovinus (Patagonian blennie)
Lineage: Eukaryota; Metazoa; Chordata; Actinopteri; Perciformes; Eleginopidae
Product: annexin A2-like
Exons: 13
Coding region: 196-1209 (337 amino acids)
Cellular component (GO): cytoplasm; plasma membrane; vesicle
Molecular function (GO): calcium ion binding; calcium channel activity; phosphatidylinositol-4,5-bisphosphate binding
Source: RefSeq, a predicted model, not a curated record